Polyodon spathula (Mississippi paddlefish) is the source of this 1803-nucleotide messenger RNA. It is a transcript of the gene ehd1b, whose product is annotated as EH-domain containing 1b. The record is from RefSeq and is a predicted model, not a curated record. Bases 168 to 1796 code for a protein of 542 amino acids. The transcript has 5 exons. Gene Ontology annotation, molecular function: calcium ion binding; GTP binding; protein binding. Lineage: Eukaryota; Metazoa; Chordata; Actinopteri; Acipenseriformes; Polyodontidae. Gene Ontology annotation, biological process: endosomal transport; endocytosis. Gene Ontology annotation, cellular component: plasma membrane; cytoplasm.
UUCGUGCUUCAGUCCCUGGCAGCCAGCGAGGGGGAGACAGCGGGAGGCGUCCUGUUACAAACGCAAUUAAAACAGUAAAGCAGCCUUUAAAAAACGCACGCAAGCCACCCCGCUAACCCCCCCCAUCCAACUCUCUCUCCGCAUUUUGCGCCGCACGAACACAAGCCAUGUUCAGCCUGUCCUCCGACUCGAAGCGCAGAAAGGAGCCCGAGUUGUUCCAGACCGUUUCGGACGGGCUGAAGCGGCUCUACCGCUCCAAGCUGCUCCCGCUGGAGGAGGCGUACCGCUUCCACGACUUCCACUCCCCGGCUCUGGAAGACGCCGACUUCGACAACAAGCCCAUGGUGCUGCUGGUCGGGCAGUACUCCACCGGCAAGACCACUUUCAUCCGCCACCUGAUGGAGCAGGACUUCCCCGGGAUGCGGAUCGGACCGGAGCCGACCACGGACUCGUUCAUCGCGGUGAUGCACGGCGAGCAGGAGGGGGUCGUGCCGGGCAACGCGCUGGUGGUGGACCCGAAGAAACCUUUCCGAAAACUCAACGCGUUCGGAAACGCCUUCCUCAACCGGUUUAUGUGCGCUCAGCUUCCCAAUCCAGUCCUGGAAAGCAUCAGUAUAAUCGACACGCCGGGAAUCCUGUCUGGAGAGAAGCAGAGGCUCAGCCGAGGCUAUGACUUCGCUGCGGUUCUGGAGUGGUUUGCCGAGCGGGUUGACCGGAUCAUCCUCCUCUUCGACGCCCACAAGCUGGACAUCUCGGACGAGUUCUCCGAGGUGAUCCAGGCCCUGAAGAACCACGAGGACAAGAUCCGGGUGGUGCUGAACAAGGCGGACCAGAUCGAGACGCAGCAGCUGAUGCGGGUGUACGGCGCCCUCAUGUGGUCGCUGGGCAAGAUCAUCAACACCCCAGAGGUGGUGCGCGUCUACAUCGGCUCCUUCUGGUCCCAGCCGCUGCUCAAACCCGACAACCGCAGGCUGUUCGAGGCCGAGGAGAAGGACCUGUUCAAGGACAUCCAGGGGCUUCCCCGCAACGCAGCCCUGCGCAAACUCAACGACCUGAUCAAGAGAGCGCGGCUCGCCAAGGUCCAUGCCUAUAUCAUCAUUGCUCUGAAGAAGGAGAUGCCCAACGUGUUUGGGAAGGAGAACAAGAAGAAAGAGUUGAUCAGUAACCUGGGGGAGAUCUACCUGAAGAUUGAGAAGGAGCACCAGGUCUCUCCUGGAGACUUCCCCAGCCUGAAGAAGAUGCAGGAGCUGCUGGCCUCUCAGGAUUUCACGCGGUUCCAGUCUGCGAAGCCGAAGCUGCUGCAGGUCGUGGAGGAUAUGCUGGCGAACGACAUCGCGCGCCUCAUGACCAUGGUGCGCCAGGAAGAGGCGGCCACGCCCAGCCAGGCGGUGAAGGGCGGGGCGUUCGAGGGCACCGCCAACGGGCCCUUCGGCCACGGCUACGGGGAGGGUGCCGGCGAGGGGAUCGACGAGAUGGAGUGGGUGGUGGCGAAGGACAAGCCCAACUACGACGAGAUCUUCUACACGCUGUCUCCCGUCAACGGCAAGGUCUCGGGGGCCAGCGCCAAGAAGGAGAUGGUGAAGUCCAAGCUGCCCAACACCGUGCUGGGAAAGAUCUGGAAGCUGGCGGACGUGGACCAGGACGGUUACCUCGACGACGAGGAGUUCGCUCUCGCCAACCACCUGAUCAAGGUGAAGCUGGAGGGGUACGAGCUUCCUGAGCAGCUGCCCGGGCACCUGGUGCCCCCCAGCAAGAGGGGAGGGGCAAAGGGGGGAGCGGAGAUGGGAGGGGAGUAGAGAGAGG